UCCCCCCUUUCUCUCCCCUCCUCUCUCCUGCAACUUUCACCUCUCCUAUAAUCCAUUCCUCGUACACUAGCAAGAAGAUAAACCAAGUCACCACCGCCAUUAAUUUGUUUCUUUCUUUUACAAACAUUGGCCCACUCUCCCCUAAAUAUCUUGCCUUGUAAGCACUCUUUCCUCUUUCAUAUUCCUCUUUCUUCUUCAUCUUCUUCUCUGCAACACCAUCUCUAUCGUCAAAGGGCAUGCAUGAAUGUCCAGAGAAAGGGAGAGAUUUGAUGAGAUAGGUAAGAAGAUAAAGAGAGAAGCCGAUGCAUUGGAUCGAAUGGGAAGGAGACACAUCAUGUUGGGCCCUCCAGGGAGCUUAAACACUAUUACACCUUGCGCCGCCUGUAAGCUCUUGAGGAGAAGGUGUGCACAGGAAUGCCCUUUCUCUCCUUACUUCUCCCCUCAUGAGCCCCAGAAGUUCGCUUCUGUUCACAAAGUCUUUGGUGCAAGCAACGUCUCCAAGAUGCUAAUGGAGGUGCCGGAGAGCCAACGAGCAGAUGCAGCCAAUAGUCUUGUUUACGAGGCGAAUGUGAGGCUACGAGAUCCGGUAUAUGGAUGCAUGGGUGCAAUCUCCGCCUUGCAACAACAAGUUCAAUCCUUACAAGCUGAGCUUAAUGCAGUAAGAGCCGAGAUACUCAAGUACAAGUAUAGAGAAACUAGUGCUAGUAUUAUUCCUUCAUCUCAUGCUGCAGCUUUGCUUUCUUCUGGAGCCGUGUCUGUUGCUGCACCGCCACCAGUCGUCGCCCCUACGCCAUCGCAUUCGCAGCCGCCACCACCACCACCGCCUCCUCUUCCUGCUUCCUCUUCUUCCUCUUCCAUGUAUACUCCCCCAUCGAGCAGCACCGACUAUAGCUCCAUUACCAAUGAAAAUGUCUCAUAUUUUGGCUAAAAGUUUGUUGCCUUCUAUUCCAUUUUUUGCCCCAUUUUCCUAGUUUUCUUUAUUUUGAAUGAAUCAAGUGGAAUAAAAGAGGAAAACAAAAACUAUAAAAAAAGAGGAAGAAAAUAUUGGAUCAUCUGGAAGGUUCUUGAUGAGUUGGUUCACUUCAAUCCUAAUUCAUGAUUCAGGAGUCGAAACAUCUCUCUAAGUUAAAUCUUGCUUAGUAAUGGCUUCUUUCCUUCUUCUUUUCCAUGUUCAAAUCACAUGUCACCUACGCCCGUAAGGAUAUUUCAAGCAUUUCUUGAUAUUUCUGUGGAAUCUGUUUCUCUUCAAUUCUUUUGGCUUCAAUGAAGAAACAGUAAUACAAAGGAAUGUAAAAUGAAACCCAGAAUUGUUCAAGUCCUCAUGGUUUUGGACACUAGGUUGGAUUCAGAAGAAAAGGUUGUGGAGGCUCCGGCAAGCCUGAUAAUAUUUCCGACUAGCCUUAUCUGGUGCAGUUUAGACACGUGGGAGUUGGAUGAAAUCCUGGCGUAUACGGAACCUUUGCACGUGUGAGAUAUACGGUUGACUGUGCUACUGUAUUGGGGUUCCUGUUUGUGCAAUAGGAAGAAUCUGGAGCUGAAACUGAGAACAUUGUUAAAGAAAGUGGGACAAAAGGUAUGAUUGAUGUGAUUCUCCCUGUGAAAUGUUAGAUGUUGGAACCUUCUGAAAAUCUGAUUUUAGUGGGAGAAAGACUACAACAAAGUGAUUUUCUGUAGGAUUAUCUUACUACCCCUGUUACGAAUUACUGAAACUAGCUAGCAGCUGGUCAUCGUUUUUCUCUGUAUCUGGUAAGAAAGUCGGUGGUCACAUGUAAUCCCAUGUUACAGUGUUCUAUCUCUCCAGUUUUAGGGUUUAUUUAUUAAGUACUAUUUACUCUACAGUCUCUAUCUACUCUUUUUUCAAUGA
Nelumbo nucifera (sacred lotus) is the source of this 1864-nucleotide messenger RNA. RefSeq names its product LOB domain-containing protein 15. The record is from RefSeq and is a predicted model, not a curated record. Lineage: Eukaryota; Viridiplantae; Streptophyta; Magnoliopsida; Proteales; Nelumbonaceae.